UAUAUGUUUUAGUCUAGUCAAAUCCUUGCGUGUGCUUUUCUGCAGAUUGGUCUCUUAACGUUCUAACUUUCCUUAGCCUAUUCGUUAAAAACGGUGUCUACAAAUGCUGCGCCCAGAAAGACCAUUUCCCACUUGCUCGACAGUAAACUUACUGUAAACUAGCUACUUUCCCAAGUUCACUACUUCAAAUCUAGAAUUGAAAUUUCCUGCGAAACUUUACGGUCGUUCUGCCGCUGUGUCGGCUCCGCGCUCGCUGUAUUGCUGGGUCAGGCGAGCUCUGCAAGCUCGAUUCUACCCUUGUGUGAUGGCGGACUACUGAGCACCGAAGGCGCCGCAGUUUACAGCUUGCCAGCGGCUUGAGUUGCGAGCCCGGAGAGCCUCAGAGGAUCGCUAUUGUAAAAGACACGGACACCACCAUUUAGCGAAAUUCGCUGUUUGUCUCGGAAUAAGGAUUCCUUUUACUUUAUUUUUAAACGUGCGACCAGUACCAUCAGCCGAGAUUUCGGAGCUUCUGGAGAAAUACGAGAAACGUUUUCCGUAUGCGCCGCAUCAUUCUGGGAGGGGACUUUCUGGACUGCCGGUUCCAGGAAGAAGAAUCCGAGAGUGCCGAGCGAGGAGGGGAGUUGUCGCAUCGCCAGACGCCGAAAACCAGAUUAAAGAGGUGCGGCGUGAGAGAGGGAUGAGCGCGCAGGAGGUUCCCGCCGCGGGGGCGGAGUCGGGGGACUCGACGAUGAAGAGGGAGCCGAGCUCCAGCAACGGGCCGGCCCCCGAGAGCAGCUCGCCGGCCGAGAUCUGCGUCAUCAUCGGCGAGUCGCACAACGCCCAGACGCCGGGGUCGUACGUGUGCGGGAUCUGUGGCAAAAAAUACAAGUACUACAACUGUUUCCAAACCCACGUCAGAGGACACAGAGAGUCUGAUGGCGGUUCAGGAGAGGGAGGGUCCCAGUCAACAAUCAAUAACUUCCGCUAUACCUGUGACAUCUGUGGGAAGAAGUACAAGUACUACAGCUGCUUCCAGGAGCAUCGCGAUCUUCACUCCGUCGACGACCCCUACGACCAGGUGGUCAUACCUGUGGACGACUCAAAAGAGGAGGAGCCUAUUGAGCCCUUCCUGAAAAUUGGACCAAAGACGGGUAUUUACGUCUGUGAGUUCUGCGGGAAGCAGUACAAGUACUUCAACCCCUACCAGGAACACGUGGCCCUGCACGCCCCCUUAAGUCACUCCUUUGAGAUGCAGUCCCCUCGAGCUCCGCAGCGUUUGAAGGACUCCAGGAAGCAUGGAAACAUGAAAUCUGACCAAAUAGAGAGCCCUUUCAGCCGCAAGAUGGAGAAGAAAUCGCAAAGCACCCUGGGAGAGACCAACAGCUCACAGAACUCCAGUGGUGCCAUGUGCCCCCUGGUGUCUAGCUCCUUCCCGCCUCCGCAGACGGACAGCGAAAACCACUCCCCGGCGGGGACCGCCAAAUCUCCCCCCGCCCCCGCCCCCGCCCCCGCGGCCCAGGAGCAGUCGUGGAAGUCUCCGCCCACCUCGCAGAGGAACAGCGCCUCUAACCUGAGCAGCGCCCUGCCGGAGAAGGAGCGGCAGCAGUUGGCGGAGCGGCUGCUGCGGGCGAUGUGCGCGGACCUGGGCACUCUGAGCGUCCUGGGCGGGGAGGACUUCCUGCGGCUGGCGCAGACGCUGGUGGACACAGGGGCGCGGCACGGGGCCUACCCGCUGGGCGAGGCCCUCGGGGGCGGGGACGCCGGCUCGCUGGCACUGCGCCAGCUGCCCCGCUCCUACAACCAGGCCAAGGUGAAGGUGACCUGCGCCCUGGGGGGCGGCUCCGCCCCCGGCAUGGCGGUCAGCUGCCACGCCCACACGGGCGGCGCCCGGCCCUGCUACCUGCUCUGCGCCCACCAGGUGGAGGGGGCGCGGCUGCGCCGGUACGUGCUGGGGGCGCGGGAGCUGGACCCGGGGGAGGGGGAGGGGGACGAGGACGGGGAAGGGGACGAGCAGCUGCAGCAGUGGGCCCAGAACGUCCUGUCGGAGUUUGUGAUGCCGGAGGCGCGGGCCACGUACGUGACGGAGCCCCGGGGGGCGGGGCUGGGGGCGGGGCGGGUGGGGCUGGGGGCGGGGCCGAGCCUGUGCUGCGCCGGCUGCCAGCUGGGGGCCGCCGCCCGGGCCGCACUGGCCAGGAAGAGCCUGCAGGCGCGGGGGCUGGGCGAGAUCGCCGACCUGCUGGACACCUGCCGCCACCUCGCCGCCGCCGCCGGGCUCCCCUGGGACGGGCCCGAGGACCAGGCCCCGCCCCCGCAGGCCCCGCCCCCGGUCCCGCCCUGCUGGGACCCCACCGCCGAGACGCUGCUGACGGUGCACGGGCACCUGGAGCGGAUCCGCCGGGCCCUGGGGAAGAGCCCCGCCGUGGCGCCCCUCCUGCAGGGCCUCAGCAAGCCCCUGCUGGGGGCGCUGGCCUCCCUGCUGGCCCCCCUCCGCCAGGCGGCCGCCGAGCUCAGCUCGGACCGCCGGCCCACGCUGCAGCUGGUGCUGCCCGCCUACCUGCGUCUGGAGAAGCACUACACCGCCAAGGCGGGCGAGGCGGGCGCCGCCGGGAAGCUCUGCCACGGCCUGCUGGAGGCGCUCAGGGAGAACUUCGCGGUGGAGCACACCCACCAGGUCGCCAUGGCGCUGGACCCGGGGCUCAAGCUCCGGCCCGCCCCCGCCCACCAGCACGACGACAUCGCCGCCCGGGUGGCGGAGGCGGCGGCCGAGAUGGGGGAGGGCGGGGACGAGCGGGCGGACGGGGAGGCGGAGCCCCCCCCGGGGAAGAGGGGCCGGCGGGAGGCGGGGCCGGGGGCGGGGCUCGGGGAGGCCAGGAAGGAGGUGUUCCGGUACCUGGCGGAGGCCGCGCCCCCGGCAGCGAGCAGCCCGCUGCAGUACUGGCGCGCGGCGGCGGAGCGCUACCCGCGGCUGGCGCGCCUGGCGCUCUGGCUGCUGGCCGUGCCCGCCGUGGCCGCCCGCCCCGAGCUGGCCGCCGCGUGCCGGCAGGCCGUGGCCAUGAGGGGGCAGCAGCGCCUCACCGCCGACCAGAUGAACAAGCUCAUCUUCCUCAAGUCCAACACGGCCUGAGGGGCCCGCCUCACGCACCCGCCAAAACGCCCCCGGGGCCGGCCUCGUCCCGGGACCGCCUCGGCCCGGCUCCAAGGAGACGGCCCGGCUCCAAGGAGACGCCCCUGCGCCACGGCCGUUUCCUUCUGAGGAGCCGCCCGGUGUCGGACCGUGUCAUGCUUUUAUUAUUUUUGGGAGACUGUUCAAAGACGACUCUUGUCCGGUCUUUACGAUAACGGUAUUUUUUUGUAACCGUACCCCUAAUGUCUGUAGACGUUGCUUUGUUUUUUGUUUGUAAACGAUUAAACUUUGAAAAUGGCAAAAGCAGUCGAACGCCAGGAGCGCCCACCUCUGGCCUCUGACUGCUUCUCUUUAGUUUUAUUUUCUGCCGUUUGACUGUAAUAAUUUAUACACGCAAAAAUGACUUGAAGAUUGUAGAUGGCUCACGGAGUGACGCUGUGGUCGUGGGUGACGGUCAUGUUUUUGGAGGGGUUUGUGCGCUCGUGAGCUGAGCCCGGUCGCCUCCUGGGCUCAGCGAGUUUUCCCGCUCUUUCUGACGGCCAUUCUUCAGCGAACUUAUCCUAGACCUCCAAUGCUAGACUUCUAUCUUUAUCCUCAGAGUUAGUUUUUUUAUUUUUAUUUUUUUAAAAGUUUUCUUUACCUCACUUUCACGCGACUUCUUAGCAAUUUUUUCAAUUAGUCUUCCUCUUCAGUCACCGCAUCAAGUUCGACUUUAAACCUACGGCUAGGUGUGUAUUUAGAGUAACAUAACUUUUGAAAAUGUUUGUUUAGCGUACUUAUACACAGUAGCAAGUAUUCCAAAGAAACGUGCAGGUGUGUGGCUGGUCUCUCUCAGGCCAGGUGGUUAGUCUUGCACUGGAUUCUGUCAGUAGCUGCCCUGUUUUUUCCCGUUGUGUUACUCGGUCUGCGUUCAACGGCCAAUCAGAGCCGUGGGUUUAUUGCCACGAGGAGUGGCGAUUCAGUCUAACCGCAGUGCGCUGUGCCCUUGGUUUAUAGAGUGGGAGUGGCCGAUUCUGGGUCUGGAGGGGCCGGUGUGAAUCGCAGGUUUUUUUUCCCACCGGUUACCCUGGCUUAAACAGGUAAUUGGCUAUCUACUCCAACACUGGUUCACUCGUAGAUUAACCGUUUCAUACAGGGAGGAUGCGCUUUUGAACUAAUGUAGCUAAAAUGUCAGAUGGUGUGAAUGUUAGGGCCAAGUUAGUAAUUCAGGUCAGAAGUGGCAUGGAAACCAGAAGCUGCUCAGCCACUGGUUCAGAGUAAUGAAUUCACACAAACCUACUGAGCAAGCUGAGAACUGCUGUACUGACUACGAGCCCUUUCCCCCUGACAUCACCACCUAAUACAACUUGGUAAUACUGGGGGGGGGGGGGCAUUUGAUGUUUCUAGUAAGUUUGGGGUGACGUGUUGCCCCCCCCCCGCCAAGAUCUACGUCUAUGACCCUAUCAAUGAAACAUUUUUAACUUUUCAAAGUUUUUUUUAAUUUUUUUUUAAGAAAUGAGGGAAUUCCUUAGUAAUACCAAGGUGUAUGAGGAAAAAACACAAAACAAGCCAAGGACAAAGCACACUGCUGUUAGAUUGAAUACGGGAAAUGGCGCGUUUCAGUUGGUUUGAAUAGCGGCCAAAGCGCAAUGCGUGAAUCCGAGGGAAGUGCAUUCUGGGUGAGGCAUUUCAAUACAGCAGUCACCCAGAGUCACCGCGGGCUCCGAAUGCGCACAUUGCAUGCAAAUACCGUGACGGAAUCUCGACAGCAGGUUUUAGAAAUUGGUCGUAGCGUGUCUCGUCAUUUCCUACCGGAAGCACUGGACCUGUGAACAGGUUCCCUUUACCUCUGUGUGUAGCCAUUUACCCGGGGGGGGGGGGGUGUCAACCGCAGAAUAAAUUAUCGCGAAUCUAAGUAUUGUUAAAUCACCUUGCUAAAGGGAACGUUUUUUGCGGAUGAAAGGCAGUGAUGUCAUAAUAGGGGCGGGGCAAUUUCCCUUCAUCAGCGGUUUCACCAGAAACCCUUUCACCAGUGAAAGGUAUUGAGAAAAGAUCACAGGAUUCAGCUGUAAAAAGUACAAGUAGGCCUUCAUUUGCAAACAUUGGGGACAGGAUGGGGUGAGUUUUAUAGCCUGCUAGAUCAAUGUUUAUUAGGAAGGUUCGGUUAUUUCAAUGAUAUGCAUGCAAAUAAUACAACACAAACCUGUGUACUACAUACGAAUUACAGUCAGACCGAUAUCAAACGAGACAUUUUUUGUAGUAGUUGUAAUUUGAAGUGGCAGGGCAUAAAUAAUAAAAGAACUGCUGUUUUAAUCCACCAGGGGGAGCAAGUGUUCCAUAAACGGGCAACUAACUUUCUGUAAAGUCCGAUAACAUCAUACCUCUUUUUAUAAACUGUCCUCAGACAUAGUGUUCAAUUAAAUACGUGUUUAAUACUGUUAUAGAGGAACAUUGUUUAAACCAAACAGAUGUAUUUUUAUUGCAAGGCUAUAAAUUAUGGAAAAUAAUGUGGUUUCAUGGAAGGAAGUGAGUAUGCUUGUUUUUUUCUUGGGUUCACCUUGCAUUGGAAGUUCCAGAUGGCAGGGGCUAUAUUAAUAUGUACAUGUACAAAAAAAAAAGCUGUGUCGCCACAUCAUUUUUUUUUCCACUUAAGAAGUAUGCGUUUCAUUUCAUUAUUUAUGAAUAAAUACAAUACUGUAAUACUGUAUUUUUUUCUAUUUUGUGUCAUAUAACAGAAAGCGGAAAAAGUAUGGGUAUGCGGUAUAUGUUCAUGUAAAAAUAUAUUUUUGUUAUUACUUUGCAGGACUUGGCAGGUAUCAUCAUGACUUUGGCGUACGUAGUUUGUCUAAUCAAGUAGGCCCUAAUUUAUAGAUUUUUUUAGCCACAAUAUUUUUAUAUAUUGCCGAUGAUAAGCGUUGAAGGUCUCUUGUUUCUGAACGCCGGACGCUGGCGGUGCUGUGACAUGCUCGGAAUUGUGUUAGCCACUGUAGGACGUACCGUGCUAAUAAACCUGGCUCCUAACGAAACGGAA
Anguilla rostrata (American eel) is the source of this 6116-nucleotide messenger RNA. Its product is annotated as zinc finger protein 618-like. The coding region runs from base 680 to 3106 and encodes 808 amino acids. The transcript has 13 exons. The record is from RefSeq and is a predicted model, not a curated record. Lineage: Eukaryota; Metazoa; Chordata; Actinopteri; Anguilliformes; Anguillidae. Gene Ontology annotation, molecular function: protein dimerization activity.